AUGGAGAUAGCUAGACCUUCAGGGCAUCUGUCAUCAAGGUCAGAGCGCUAUCACAAUGCCAAUGAUUGGAUAAAUCCAAACCAACAAAACCCCACAAAGCCCCAUUUUAAAUAUCAACAAAACUUAAGGCACCUUGAAAAUAUCAACAAAUCACUAAUGCAACACUUGCAUAAAGUACUAGUCACUGAAUAUGGUGACUUGGGGAAUGGGUACUUUCUGGAUCCAAAGCAGAAGAUUUCUUUUAAGUUUGAUCACUUGAGCAAAACCGUUUCUGACAUCCAGCCAUGUAUUGUGGAAAAUCCCAUAGAGAGCUGGAGGACAGCGAUUGAAAGUGCACUCACCAGCUAUGUGAAGAAGCAUUAUCCAGCUGGGAAUGUUACUGUGUAUGGGAAGACUUAUAGGGACCAAAAAAUCAUCACUGCCUGCAUUGAAUCUCAUAAUUUUCAACGGAACGAGUUCUGGAAUGGGUUCUGGAAAUCUGAAUGGAAACUUGUGCACUGCGCACCUCAAGCUGAAGUUACUGGAACAAUUAAGGUGCAGGUAAGUAAAAGCACAGCAGUGGACAAUCAACAAUACCAUUUGGGGGACACUGUGCAUUCAGUUUUCUUGGACUAAUAUUCAUGUGGAACCCCCUUCCUAACCAAUUAAUAGAAUCAGUUCACAGAUUCAAAGGAAAACUAUUGUCCUGCAGUAACAUUAUUAAUUAAAAUUGGAUUUUUAACAGGCAUGUACAUUUCACACCAGUUGCUUUUAUUGUAACCACCAACAUCUUACAAUGGUUCACACAACUGACAACUUGCAAAAUGCAAUAAAACUAGACUCUAUUGAACAUGGUAUUUUUCAAACUUUGGAGGGGCAGCUGCAGAAAGCUCAAUGCACAUAAUGAGGCAUUUAUGCAAAUACAGUUAAUCUGCCAUCCAUUCAAUCUAUAAUUUAUAUCAAAAAUUGUUCCUACUUUUAUUCUCGUUUAAUACCUUAACAAUAGUAAAAUAAUUUUUUUCUAUGAUUGGAACCAA
Messenger RNA from Pristis pectinata (smalltooth sawfish), 1016 nucleotides. RefSeq names its product F-actin-capping protein subunit alpha-2-like. The record is from RefSeq and is a predicted model, not a curated record. Gene Ontology annotation, cellular component: F-actin capping protein complex; actin cortical patch. Gene Ontology annotation, molecular function: actin filament binding. The transcript has 4 exons. Lineage: Eukaryota; Metazoa; Chordata; Chondrichthyes; Rhinopristiformes; Pristidae. Gene Ontology annotation, biological process: barbed-end actin filament capping; actin cytoskeleton organization. Bases 1 to 615 code for a protein of 204 amino acids.